AAACAUAAAAUAGUCUUGAUUUCCUGUAGAAUUUUGAAUUCUUGAUUUUUUUUAUCGAAUUGGGUUAGGAGCUUUCUAUUUCAGCAUGCUUAAACGGGUUUCAUACACACUUGCGUUAUUAGGGAGCAACCACAGAUACGGAAGUGGUGUGCUGCAGACCAUCCCGUUGAUUCAAUGUAACAGCUAUUACACCUUGAGUCGAGCAUCCUACGCCAGUACUCAGACACCGGCAGAUAAUAGUACUGUCGCGGCACCCUCUCCGCCAUCUCUAUUUCCGACUGGAGGGGCAGCUAGUGAUAAUAGCGAGUCAAAUGAAACCGCUUUGGAUGUAGCGAUGAGCGUUAACAACAUGAAAAAGCAACAUCAAAGCGGCGGUGCCGGUGUUGACAAAAAACAAAUUGAGGCGGAUGCCUGGACUGCACUUAACGCACUGACAGAAGAGCAAGUUAACACUGCCGAGGGCAAAGCAGUCGCGUUGCUGCUUAACUCUUGGGCGUACUUUGCUAAGUACUGGGAGAAUGGGAAAGACGGCCCGGGUAAGGGCACUAAAAGUGACUAGAGGGUGAUAUAAGAGCAGAUAUAGAUAAUACAGAAGUACGGUGGGGAGAGGUUCAUCGAAGCGAAUGAUGAGCCUGGUAGAAGAGCGUUUUUAUUUUAUCUCCUCUCUAUACCCCCCUUUCAGAAUUUUUUUUGCUCAGCCAUCUUCAGGCUUGGGACUAUGGCGGUAUAAUAAAGAUCAGGGAUUGACGAGAAAUACGUUCUACCUCUUUUAAGCGUCUUCUGGCACUUACUUCUCUU
Molecule: messenger RNA, 798 nt
Organism: Phytomonas sp. EM1
Lineage: Eukaryota; Euglenozoa; Kinetoplastea; Trypanosomatida; Trypanosomatidae
Source: the annotation of a GenBank genome assembly